CAGCAAACCAAUGAGAAGAGAAGUGGAUCCUCUGGCAGUAGGAAGAGUAAUUGGGGAUGUAGUGGAGCCCUUUACCAGGUCAGUAUCUAUGAGGGUCAUCUACCCCAAUAACAGAGAAGUCAUCAAUAGUCGUGAGCUCAGGCCCGCGCAGGUUGUUAGCCCACCCAGGAUCGAAGUUGGCGGCGGACGCGACCUCAGGACCUGCUACACUCUGGUCAUGGUCGACCCUGACUCACCUAGCCCAAGUGACCCAAACUUACGAGAGUACUUGCACUGGUUGGUCACUGAUAUUCCCGCGAGCACAGGAGUAACCUUCGGACAAGAGAUCGUGUGCUACGAGAGUCCACGACCAACAGUGGGGAUUCAUCGUUACGUGUUCGUGUUGUUUCAGCAGCCGGGAAGGCAAACGGUGUAUGCUCCAGGAUGGCGUCAAAAUUUCAACACCAGAGACUUUGCGGAGCUUUAUAAUUUGGGCUUGCCGGUUGCUGCUGUUUACUUUAACUGCCAGCGAGAGAGUGGCACUGGUGGAAGGAGAGCUUAAUCACAAACUAUAACUCGUUAAUUAUCGCUGCUGUUUAGUUUCCAUCCAAGAUAUAAUAAGAUCCAU
This is a messenger RNA of Prosopis cineraria, 607 nucleotides long. RefSeq names its product protein HEADING DATE 3A-like. The transcript is spliced from 4 exons. The record is from RefSeq and is a predicted model, not a curated record. NCBI's taxonomy places the organism in Eukaryota, Viridiplantae, Streptophyta, Magnoliopsida, Fabales, Fabaceae. Bases 11 to 541 code for a protein of 176 amino acids.